Amphibalanus amphitrite is the source of this 3261-nucleotide messenger RNA. RefSeq lists its product as uncharacterized. Lineage: Eukaryota; Metazoa; Arthropoda; Thecostraca; Balanomorpha; Balanidae. The transcript is spliced from 3 exons. The record is from RefSeq and is a predicted model, not a curated record. Bases 228 to 2333 code for a protein of 701 amino acids.
AUUCAAAUAAGCGAACUUUUUAGCAAAAACUUUUAGCUGGGAUGGAAUGGUGUGUGAGGGGACUGUGAACCUCUCAGUGGACGUUUUACGUCACGGCUGGAAGUGACGUCACUGCAGGCGAUAAGGCGCCAGGGCUGACCAGUGGGUGUCAGGGGAUGUGCCAGUGACCCGCCGCACCAGAGGAGCUGGCGAACCGGCUGUGGACGACCCGAACUGCGCCGCUCAGCAUGGUGGAACGCCGCCGGAGAGCAGUAUCGGUCACCCUGGCCGUGCUGCUCCUACUCUGUGACGUCAUCGGAUACGCCUUGGCGAGAGAGUGUAACAAAGUGGGAUGCUGUUAUGACGACGAUCGCACCCAUCUGACCUGCAGCUUCAGUGUCCCUGAGAUUAACAUACUACUGAGAGGGGCACCGAACUUGGAAGAAGCUAGAAUUCUACGAGGUCGAAGCGUUUGGUUAAAACGCGACGCAGUGUCCUCCAAUCACAACCUACGCAGAAUGCUUUUCUCCGACAUCGAAAGGCUAGUUUUGGAGGAGAGCACCGAGGUGCAAAUAGAAGCCGACAGAAACGUCUCGCUUACAGUGAAGGACGUUGGUGAACUGCAAAUAAGAAAGUCGGCCUUCCUCGGCUGGCACAGCAAACUGGCGACCCUGUCCGUCACAAACGCAGACAGCGUGUACGUCGAGACUGACGCCCUGCCGUUCGACUCGAUGUUCCACCGUGUGGAGUUCUCCAACGUCAGCACCCUGACACUGGAGACGGGCGCGAUCGGCGGCAUGAUCAGCUCCCUGCAGCUCGAGAACGUCCGCUCUUUACGGCUGAGCCCCGGAGCCAUCAGCGGCAAACUCGGAACCCUGAGCCUCCGGAAUGUCGAGGCCGACGCAUGUCCCCCGCACGCGUUCGGAGGGUCCACAGACGUUUUACUCCGCUCCGUGACACUUUCGAGUGUGGAAUCGCGCUGUCUGGACGCCAGUGGGGGCUGGAAACGGCUCGCCAUGGACGACUGCACCUUGGGCCACCUGUCGCCGCGCAGCAUCCACGGCACCAUCGGAAACAUCACCGUCUCCCGCUGCCGGAUCGCCAGCGCCAGCCCGGCAGCCGUCAGCGUGAACGCCACCCUGCUGCACGUCUCCAGCACCUCCGUCGGCGAGCUGAGCUCGUGGGCGCUGCAGGUGGCGUCCGCAGACUCGGUGUCCCUCCACCGGCUGAAGGUCGGCUUCCUGCGCCGCGAUGCGCUGAGGGGCCUGCAGCUGACCGAAUCGGACGGCGGCCUCUCGGUGGACGGUCUGAGUGUGGAGCGCGCGGAGCCGGGUGCCCUGAGGCUCUCCGCUGCUGCACCGGUCGCGCUGACCGACCUCCAGCUGACUGGCGGCUGUGCCUGCAGCACCCCCAGCUGGGCGCGUCAGCUCCUGUUGGGCGCCUCCAAUGGCGCACGGAACGCCUCUGGCUUCCGAGGAACCGUGAACACAAUCACGGAGGAGCAGGACGCAUUACUACGACAAAUCGAGGCCGGAAACUGUACCGUCGAAGGCAUUUCGCUGGGCGAGUUCACCGCUCAGCACUGCGGUACACCGGCCGGCGCCGGCGGUCUGAAAGGUCAGUCAGACGACCACGCCCCUCUGGCGCCCGGUUGGUCGUACCUGGGCGUGGCGGCCCUGGCGAGUCUCCUACUGGCGCUAACCGUGCUUCUCAUCAUCAUCGUCGUCCGGUGUUGCCGCCGUCUGCCGAAGAGUCGCUCCGACCGGCCGUGGCGAUCCGAACCGGCCGGCGCCGACUGCGUCGGUCAGCACUCGGCAGGCGGGAAGACAGCGCCCGGCAGCCCGGGCGCCUACUGCCGACUGGUGAUUCCCGGUGACACCGGGCAGUCGCAGGCGAUCUACUCGGAGGUGGCCGACCCUCCGAUGGCCGCCCGUCCGUCGGAGUCGGCGCACCCCAACUCGCCGGAGGCGCGCGCCUGCACCUGUCCGCCGACCGCGCGGUACGCCGUCUCGGCCGACACGGCCGGCUGCAGCUGCCAGCCGGAUCGUCUGAGAGACGCCGAGCACACGUAUGCAAACAUGCCCGGCGCCGGCAGAGUUGACGCCUCGGCCGCCGACGCACGCGCCGAUCAGGAUGCCGCGCAGUCACCGCUCCGCCGCGACUCUCAGGUGGAGGCGGCCGCGGCGGAGGAGCGCGGGCCUGUCCUCGCAGCCGCAGCGGUCGUGCAGUGUCCUGAAACCGAUGACCUACCAGAGUACGCCGAGAUCGCGCCGGUGCCCCCGCUCGGCGAGCCGAUUUCAGCGGACCCAGCUGCCGAAAUGGUCAGGAACGAGCUCUACAUAUCGGCCGUGUGAUAAGCGAGGUUGACCACGGACUCGAUAUGCUUGGUUGUAAGGUACGCGAUUGUGAAAAUACGCUUUUUUAAGGCGCGAUAUUGUGAUAAUGGCUCGUGGACUGGACAGAAGAGACCUUGAGUUGUAUGGAGCUGAAAUGUUGAGGCAUGCCGUGAUGGAAAUAUACUCCGUAAUAAUACAGCUUAGAUUCAUAAAUAUGGAGAUAAAGAUAGACCAGUAAAACGCCUUUUGACCGAAGACGAGCGAGCGAGAGAGUGAGCCCUGCACGCGCGGAAGGGCGAGAGGGUACUUCCAACUGGCUUGUGCACUGCACCCUACCAACCGGUCUCUAGCCGCUCAUCAAAUUUGAGCGCAGUCGUCACAGCCGUUCUCGAGAUCUGGAAACGCCCCCUGCACGUGCGCACGUGCAGUAGCACCCUUAUCGUAACCCAUGGGAAUGCAGUGCCUGGUGGGUGCCUUAUACAUACAUGUCAAGUUUAGGCGAAAUCGCGCCAGUGAUUUCCGAGUUAUUGUAAUGGGAACAAACUUGACACCUCUUUUCUUUGCAUUUUGCACGUGCACUGGGGGUGACCGACAUGCAUCGAGAGUGUCCGAUGUUUCGCAGAAGGGACGCAGCCCUACAAAAAAAACGCAAAUCAAUCGCCCCAGCGGUUGCCGAGAUAUAGGCUUCUCAAUAUCGCUACUUCAGCAGAACAACUUGAACAUCCUUUGCUUUCCACGUGCCACAUGCCACGACGUCACCUAGACACAUCAAGAAAGGUCCAAUACGGUGUACAAGGUAUGUGGCUACCCAUCAAAAAGACCGCAGGUCAAUCUGCCCAGCGGUCGCUGAGUUACAGGCCUAUCAAAAGCGUUACAGGCCAAGUCGGGUCGGGUCGGGCCGGGUCAGGCCGCUCAUACUGAGAUUCGCCCGUUAUAUUGAAAAAGA